GCCGCACCGCGGCUCCGGGGCACGCACCAUUGGACGCGGACUGGUCGGGUCAUGCUACGUCGGCUGCUGCCCCAGCUGCGCAACCUGACGCAAUCCACCUGUUUCGUUACAGCUCCGACAUCAGCAACCCUUCGUCCCCUAUCCACUACAGUAAUGUCAAGUGACAAAUUUUCUCUCCCGCAACGCUACAAAGGCACCGAGACCAACAUUUGGGUUGAAUUCAUUCAGCUGGCACUGGAGAACAAGCCUCUGAACCUGGGCCAGGGGUUCCCCGACUAUGGCUGCCCGAAGCACGUGACUCAGGGGGUGGCCGACGUCAUGGCCGACCCCAACCUGCUGCUGAACCAGUACACCCGCGGAUACGGCCACCCGCGUCUCGUCAACGUACUGGCCAAGCUGUACGGCGGCCUGCUGGGCCGCACGAUCGACCCGUUCUCCGAGGUGCUGGUGUCGCAGGGCGCCUACGGCAGCCUCUACAACGCCAUUCUGGGCCACGUCAACCCUGGCGAUGAGGUGAUCAUCAUCGAGCCGUUCUUCGACUGCUACGAGCCGAUGGUGCGCAUCGCCGGCGGCCGGCCGGUGUUCGUGCCGCUGCGGCGGCGGCCCGGCGCCGCCACCGGCUCCUCCGCCGACUGGGCGCUCGACCCGGCCGAGCUGGAGGCCGCCUUCGGGCCGCGCACCAAGAUGAUCGUGCUCAACACGCCCAACAAUCCGCUGGGCAAGGUGUUCACGCGCGCCGAGCUGGAGGCCAUCGCCGAGCUGUGCCACCGCCACGACGUGCUGUGCGUCUCCGACGAAGUGUACGAGUGGAUGGUGUUCGCCCCGGCCGAGCACGUGCGCAUCGCCGGCCUGCCCGGCAUGUGGGAGCGCACCAUCACGGUCGGCUCGGCCGGCAAGACGUUCAGCGUCACCGGCUGGAAGCUCGGCUGGGCGUACGGGCCGGCCUCGCUGGUGCGCAACAUGCAGGUGGUGCACCAGAACACGCUGUACGCGUGCAACACGCCGCUUCAGGAGGCGCUGGCGCGCUCGUUCGAGCACGAGCUGUCGCUGAUGGGCCAGCCGGAGUGCUACUUCACCUCGCUGGCGGAGGAGCUGCUGGCCAAGCGUGACUUCAUGGCUCGCUUCCUGACCGACUGCGGCAUGACGCCCAUCGUGCCCGAGGGCGGCUACUUCAUGAUCGCGGACUGGACAUCGCUCGACAAGAAGAAGAUCGACCUGUCGCCGUACGCGCCCGGUAAGCCGGACGACCACCGGUUCGUGUACUGGCUGGUGCACCACCACAAGCUGCAGGGCAUCCCACCGUCGUCGUUCUACUCGGACGAGCACAAGAGCCUCGGCGAGAACUACAUUCGAUUCUGCUUUAUAAAGGACGACAAGAAUCUAGAAAAGGCGGAGGGCAUUCUGAAGCAACUGAAAGAGUCAAUGAGCGACUAGACCGGACGUGAUGACUGAGAGACUGCCGGCCGCCAGCUGAGCCUAUAUGUCCCGCGCUGGGUGGUGUGUCUGAACUGGCCGCUCAGCUGGCGCCACGCCGUGGUCGAUCAGGGUCAUUGGCUGGUUGACACCGCACCACAGUGGUGAUGAAACCCCUCGGGAGUUGGCAGGGAAGUGGGUCAAACCAAGUUUUAACCGGUUUUCCCAAAGUGUUACG
Molecule: messenger RNA, 1651 nt
Organism: Pollicipes pollicipes
Lineage: Eukaryota; Metazoa; Arthropoda; Thecostraca; Pollicipedomorpha; Pollicipedidae
Product: kynurenine--oxoglutarate transaminase 3
Exons: 8
Coding region: 52-1434 (460 amino acids)
Biological process (GO): biosynthetic process
Cellular component (GO): cytoplasm; mitochondrion
Molecular function (GO): L-kynurenine:2-oxoglutarate transaminase activity; pyridoxal phosphate binding
Source: RefSeq, a predicted model, not a curated record